CUACUUCCGGCUCCAUCCCGCGGCUUUCCAGGCCCCUCUCCCGGUGAACCGGAUGCGCUGCCAGUCUGCUCCUCCGCGUCCCUAGCCUCUGCCCAGCUCCCUCGAGAGGCCGCUGCCACCCCGAGGCCCCGGCCGCGGAAGCUGCUGGCUACUGGCCCAGCGAGCGCGGGAGGAGCUGGGCGCGCACGGCUACCGCGCGUGGAGGAGACACUGCCCUGCGGCCAUGGGUGCCAGGGCCGCUCCUUCACGCCGGAGACAGGCGGGCCGCCGGAUGCGUUACCUGCCCACCGGCGGCUUCCCCUUCCUCCUCCUGCUGCUGCUGCUCUGCAUCCAGCUCGGGGGAGGACAGAAGAAAAAGGAGAAUCUUUUGGCUGAGAAAGUAGAGCAGCUGAUGGAAUGGAGUUCCAGGCGCUCGAUCUUCCGAAUGAAUGGUGAUAAAUUCCGAAAGUUUGUGAAGGCACCUCCUCGGAACUACUCGAUGAUCGUCAUGUUCACUGCGCUUCAGCCUCAGCGGCAGUGUUCUGUUUGCAGGCAAGCGAAUGAAGAAUAUCAAAUACUGGCUAAUUCCUGGCGCUAUUCAUCAGCUUUUUGUAACAAACUGUUUUUUGGUAUGGUGGACUAUGAUGAGGGAACAGAUGUUUUUCAACAGCUCAACAUGAACUCUGCUCCAACAUUCAUGCAUUUUCCUUCAAAAGGCAGACCCAAGAGAGCUGACACUUUUGACCUUCAAAGAAUUGGAUUUGCAGCUGAACAGCUAGCAAAGUGGAUUGCUGACAGAACAGAUGUUCAUAUUCGGGUCUUCAGGCCGCCUAACUACUCUGGCACCAUUGCUUUGGCUCUGUUAGUGUCGCUUGUUGGUGGAUUGCUCUAUUUAAGAAGGAACAACUUGGAGUUCAUCUAUAACAAGACUGGUUGGGCCAUGGUGUCUCUGUGUAUAGUCUUUGCUAUGACGUCUGGCCAGAUGUGGAAUCAUAUCCGUGGACCUCCAUAUGCUCAUAAGAACCCUCACAAUGGACAAGUGGGAGCAGCCAGGCUCAAUUUGUGGCCGAGUCACAUAUCAUUCUGGUACUGAAUGCUGCUAUCACAAUGGGAAUGGUUCUUCUCAAUGAAGCAGCAACUUCCAAAGGAGAUGUGGGGAAGAGACGCAUCAUUUGCCUGGUAGGAUUAGGCCUGGUGGUCUUCUUCUUCAGUUUUCUACUCUCAAUAUUUCGUUCCAAGUACCACGGCUAUCCGUAUAGCUUUUUAAUUAAAUGAAGCCAAGAGGGAUUUGCAUAAAGUGAAUGUUUACCAUGAAGACAGACUGUUCCGGACAUUAAAAUAUUUUGAAUUCUUUAUUUCAUUUCUUUGUUCAUUGUGAUAUGCUAGCUUAUUCUUGUAUGCUUUUUUUAAACUGUGGGUUUUCUUAGUAAAUUUAGUUUAUAGAAAUGGAUAAGUAUCAUUCAGUAAUCCUCAAUGAAAAUAUCCAAACAUUUUUCAGUAUAUUAUAUUCAGUGUAUGCCAUUGGAGUGAAGUAAAUGACAAUGUAGGUAUGAAUUCAUGUUUAGAACUGUUUACUCAUUAGUAGAGGAAACCACAGUGUUUGUAAAGAAAAUCCAUGGAAUAUAUGUAAAAGAAUUACUCGUAUGUACAAGGAUAAAGCAUAUGCAUGAAAAUAUGUCCUGUAUGGAAAAUUAUUCCUGCUACAGUUUCAGUUAUAAAGGACGUGCACUGUUACAAAA
Molecule: messenger RNA, 1718 nt
Organism: Nannospalax galili (Upper Galilee mountains blind mole rat)
Lineage: Eukaryota; Metazoa; Chordata; Mammalia; Rodentia; Spalacidae
Gene: Tusc3
Product: tumor suppressor candidate 3
Cellular component (GO): oligosaccharyltransferase complex
Source: RefSeq, a predicted model, not a curated record